UCUGGGAUAGAUCAUAGGAUCACAAACUGGAAAGAAGUCAUCUGGCUUCUAGAAAUAAACACAUUCAGUUCCUCUUCCACAACUUUGUUACCGAUAAGCUGCAACAGCCAUCUUAGGGAUAUUUAAUAGUUGCAGACACAGGAUUUUUAACUUUUUAGUAAUUUUUAGCCUGACUUUUUCACACUGAGGCAUCAGACAACUGCUAGAUUUAAUCAUGGACCAGCAAUAAUAUUUGGGACUGCCCUCCACACACAGACACACACACUAAAUUCACUUAUUAUUUCGAUGCAAAAUUUUAUGAAACAAUGAUAGCCCUGCAAUUCCAAUUUUUGUUAGUUCCAUUCCUCACAAGCACCAUGGGAGCAGCACAGUAUCUGAUGCAAGAUGCAGCACUGAUGAACUACUUAGAUCGGCGUUUCCUGUCUUUGGAGAAGAGGCUGGAAAAAUGCAACCAAGACAUACUAGAUUAUGUGGAAGAAUUCCGAGACUUUUCAAAGAUGGCGCUGUCACGCCUGGCGGGACUCAAUACUCACAAGGCUGAGGUUAAAAGUGAAGUAGAGAAUUUGCUAGCAAGAGUUGAACAAGCACAAAGGGACAUAGACUAUUUUGGAUCUGUCAGAGAUUCCAACACAUGUAUAGGAGUACAUGAAGACCUGGUGAAACAGCAGCUAUCUGAAGCAGCAGAAGAAAAAAAGAAACUUAAAUCCAUGCUUAAUGCAAGUUGUGACCAAAUGCUUGCAGGUAUUAAGUCCCUAAAAAUAGUUAAGAAGACUGAAGAUAAGCAUGGCUCUUGGAUGAAAGAUCCUGGCAAAAAGCAUGCAAAGAUUUAUUUAUUAAAUGGUUCUGUAAAUAAUGUUAUUUUGGAGUUUGCAAAUAUCAUGACAUUUAUGGAAAGUAAUCAUACACUAAAAGCUCGCAGAGUCCCCUUGCCAUUUCCCUGGGAAGGAACUGGCCACAUCAUAUAUCAGGGUUUCUUGUUCUAUCACAGAUAUGGCUCCUUAAAUGAGAUAAUUAAAUUCAAUAUCCAGAGAAGAAAUAUAACUGACCAAAUGCUACUGCCAGGGGCUGGAAGGAUUCCUGUCUAUCAGCUUUCUCCGUCUACAAAAAUAGAUCUUGCCAUUGAUGAGCAAGGGCUUUGGGCAAUUCAUGCAGAACCAGAGACUGAAGGGAACAUUGUAAUUACUAAAAUCAAUCACAAAACCAUGGCAGUAGAGCACACUUGGGACACAUCAUGCAAUAGCAAGGGUGCUGAAGCAGCUUUCAUGAUAUGCAACACACUCUAUGUUGUCUACAACUUUCCUAGUGGAGGGACCUCUCGCAUACGAUGUGUUUACGACAUUUUGGAGACAGUAAAUACUCAGGAAAUUCCAGUAUUACAUUUUCCAAAACUUCAAGGUAGUCAUUGCACUAUACAUUACAAUCCUAAAGAAAAGCAACUCUUUGCUUGGCGUGAUGGAUCCCAGAUCAUUUACAAGAUUCACACAAGACAAAAAGUUUAGAAAUUAAAGCAACUUUUCAAAUAUACUUAAAAGCUAGCAGUCUCGUGUCACCAUGUCUAUUAAAGUGUAUUAAAAUCACAUUAUUCCUACCUGUUAAAUAAAUUCAGGCUUACACACCCUAGUGAUCUUAAAUAUCCAGUUAAGAAUAUGCAAACACUCCAUUAAUAUGAAUGACAUGACAACUACAUAACCACAGAUAAACAACAGCCACAAAUGCUAG
Dryobates pubescens (Downy woodpecker) is the source of this 1719-nucleotide messenger RNA. RefSeq names its product olfactomedin like 1 (gene OLFML1). The record is from RefSeq and is a predicted model, not a curated record. The coding region runs from base 306 to 1499 and encodes 397 amino acids. Lineage: Eukaryota; Metazoa; Chordata; Aves; Piciformes; Picidae. The transcript has 3 exons. Gene Ontology annotation, biological process: signal transduction.